Molecule: messenger RNA, 2737 nt
Organism: Spirometra erinaceieuropaei
Lineage: Eukaryota; Metazoa; Platyhelminthes; Cestoda; Diphyllobothriidea; Diphyllobothriidae
Source: the annotation of a GenBank genome assembly
AUGGCCGUCACUCACACCAGCAUCACACACAUUCAGGACACAACAACAGGCACCAUCCCUCCAACCUCCGACUCCAGAGGUGAGGACCAGGACUACACCUGCCGUCACUGCGACCGCACCUUCACCUCACAUAUCGGCCUGGUCAGUCACUUGCGAAUACAUCGCACAGAGACUGGCGAACCAGUGCCUGGAGCACCAACCUACACCCACCGCACUCGCCUUCACUGCCCACACUGCCCUCGCACCUUCACGCAUCGCAUGGGCCUAUUCGGCCACAUGCGCAUCCACGAGAGCAGAAUUGACCGUCCUCCCAACUCACCCACCACGUUAAACUCCAUCCCCACUUCAUCACCCAUCACCGUCAUCGCAACUGACACCGACACCACCGACUUCGCCUGCCCACACUGUCCACGCGCAUUCACCUCUCGCCCAGGCCUGGUCGGUCACUUGCGAAUCCAUCGCACAGAGACUGGCGAACCAGUGCCAGGAGUACCAACCUACACCCACCAAGCUCACCUUCACUGUCCACACUGCCCUCGCACUUUCAUGCAUCGCAUGGACCUACUCGGCCACAUGCGCAUCCACGACGACCUGCGGUAGACAACCGCCGGUUACACCACACAUUCACUCACUCCCUACCUCCUCCAUCACCACCAUCACCAUCACCCCACCAGAAAUCAACACUCACACACCUCAUGCGCCGGACUGCCAUCUCCCACGGAAGUGGGAAGUCCGCAUCUCGACUCGGUCCCCAUGCGGCAUCGGCUGCACGGGUGACUUGAGUCCGAGACUAUCCCGGCACGUCAAGCGUCGUGGAUAGGAAGGUUGCUGGUUGACGCCCGCUCUCGGUUCACGCAGUUCGUCGCGUUGUGUGUGUGUGUUGUGUGGAGUGGCGGACUGGUGGGCUGGGGACGGGCUGAAACAGCACCUUCCACAGCACUCUCACGCAAGUGAGAGACACGCCGUUCAACCCCCGUUGUGUGAAAUCCUGGUGUUUGUGUGUGUAUGGGGGGCCAGGUCGUGCUGUGGCACGCGCAGUCAUGGUCAGUCGACCAUGACAGACACCGUGCCCAUUUCCCACUCCAGUCUGCUGACCGGCUCGGACAGCGGCUGGGGUGUGGGAGUGGGAAGGGAGAGUGAGGUCGACGACUCAGCGCACUUUCUCCUCACUAUAAACAAUCUGACGCACUUGAAGCUAUCACGGUGCGCUAAAAGCCGUGGCUUGGAAGAUUGUCAACUGACGGGAUAACUUGGACCUCCUCCUCGACUGGUGGGGGUCUGAGAGUCAGGCUGCAAUGGCUCCUUUUUAAUGUGGCCUUUCUGGCAUUCCCACCACAGUGUGGGAUCCGAGCCAGGCGUUGGCGGCACGCCCAGGUGCGUCUUCGGCCGUGCCAGCCUCCAAAUCUCUGUUGUGUUGGUUGAAAUCCUGGUUAUUGUUGUGUGGACCAGGGGGUGUGGUGGAACGCCAAGGUGAGGAUCCGUCCGAGCCAUCCACCUGUGGCCUCCCUCGUCUCUGGUGUUCUUGACUCUGUCUUGACACCGGGCUCGGGUGAGGGAGGAGGAGAGAGUGUAGGUAGAUGCAGCGUAAGUCUACCGGCACUAUAAACCCCUGCGCAAGUCACUGUCCCUGCUCCCACCGCUGCUGCAGCUGUGGGGCAGACGGUGGACAUCAUCGAAAUCGAUGGUCGAACUGUCAUAGAGUCGUAGUAACCAGUCGUUUAAGAAUGAUCCAGCUCUCUCAACAGCGGAUGAGCUACAAUCUUGGCCCAGUUGUCCGUAUAAUUUGGCUCCAAUUACAUAAAAGAAUCUCAUGGAUUAGCAGACAAACUGGACAAUAUAGUUUGCCCAACCAACAUUAGUAAGGCAACAUUGACUAGAUGUCCAGUUGGACACUGUUUCAGCAUAAUCUCGGCAUCAAAAUUCCUAGAUGGCCAUGUAAAAACGAACCUAACGUGUAGAACCUUGCCUGAGAGACGGUUGUUUAUUAUGCGACCCGUAAAUAGUCAUAUGCCAUCAUAAUGCAACGUCAUACUUAUCGUCAAUUUAAACUUGGAGCACCUAACUUCAGUUAUCAGCAGUACAGGAAGAUGUAAUUUAGGCGAUAAAUGUCGGAUUCUGUGGCAGUUUAAAUGGGAAGUUGAUGAGAAUAUAUAUUUGUACAUAGGGAAGGCUUAAUACGCAGGCUGUGUAACAUUCCUCCUCCGCGGUGUUUGUUCCACCCUAUUCCAUCCUUUGGAGCGCAAAGAAUCCCCACGACAGUUCUAGUUAUUGUUCUGAGGAUGGAAAGUUGUUUCUAGAAAAGUACAAUUUGGGUUGAUUGCAAAACGCAACAGUCGUAUGAAAUUUAUGAAUGCGUAUCUUCUGAACCUUCUUUGACCUUACUAAACGCCUCGAAAGACCUAAAUCAAGCUCACAUUCGUUUGCAUAUUUCCUCCCACCCCUUUCGGCAGCGACGUCUCAGUAACAUUUCGCUAUAGAAACAAAAGGUACUGCAUCUGUGAUUGCCUCAUAUGAUUUUGACUUCUACAGGGCGUCCCUUUUUCCUCUGAAAGGAAUAUUGGAUGGUGAUUCCACCUUCAGCCAGCAAGUAGAAUAUACGCUUGAUGAAAGCAUCUUUGGAACGCUUGCCGAAGCAGUCGAGGUAAGAAGUCUCAUGGAAAACGCAGACGAAACAGCACUCGCCAACCAGCUGAUUUUUAAGGUCCUUAUGAGCUAACUAAACUUUUAGCCUGACUAG